GUGUUUUACUCCUACGAACGAGGCUUCACCAUUGCAGCGAUAGAAGUUGCGACCAUCAUGCUUCUGGAGGUCUCAUAUGGCUGGUCUUCUGAGCUCUGUGGGGUGGCCUUCAUCGUCAUUGCGGGUGGGAGUAUUUUCAUGACAGUGGUCGCCGCCCUUGCCAUUUCCAU
Messenger RNA from Symbiodinium pilosum, 170 nucleotides. Lineage: Eukaryota; Dinophyceae; Suessiales; Symbiodiniaceae. The record is from the annotation of a GenBank genome assembly.